Molecule: messenger RNA, 1668 nt
Organism: Drosophila arizonae
Lineage: Eukaryota; Metazoa; Arthropoda; Insecta; Diptera; Drosophilidae
Gene: mth
Product: methuselah
Biological process (GO): G protein-coupled receptor signaling pathway; cell surface receptor signaling pathway
Cellular component (GO): plasma membrane
Molecular function (GO): G protein-coupled peptide receptor activity
Source: RefSeq, a predicted model, not a curated record
UAGCGCGCAUUCAGAAUGGGUCUAAUGGGUCUAGUGAUAAUGCUGGCAACCGCCGGGAUAGCAGCUGCCGAAAUACCGGGAUGCGAUUACUUCGACACAGUGGAUCUGUCGCAGAGCGAGCGGCUACCGAAUGGCUCGUACCAGUAUGAGAAGCUGAUCAUACCGGCAAGUCUGGUUGGCGAGUAUGACUACGAGAUACUGGAGAAGGGCCACAGGGAGUCUGUGGCCAGGCAUCUGAGAGGCUGUGCCUGCCACCUGGGCACCUGCAUUAGGUUCUGUUGCCAUCGCAAUCUGUUCCUCGUUGACGGCGAACGCAAGUGCGACGGGGACACAACGAAAGCGAUCGAGUUCGAUCCCAUUAUCAACAUCACGCUGAACGAUGGCACCCAGGUGAGAAGACACGUUUUGCGGGACUUUAUCAUACAACAGGAUCUGCCCGUCCCAUGCGCCUCACACUUCCAUCUGGAUGCGGAAAACGACGAGAGUCAUCAGUGGACCCUCUUAGAGAACGGAGUCCUACGUCGUCAGUUCGAUGAUGCUGAGCUGUCCAAGCAAGCGUAUUGCCUGCAGCCCCAUAAGAUCGGAACGGAGGACAGCGACGAGCAGUACACUCUGGUGCCCCACAACUGUGCAAUCGAGCCCCCGAGUCAAUGGUUAAUUAAUACUCUGCGUAUGAUUUCGAUCGUAUGUUUGUUUCUCACAAUCUGCGUGUACCUCUACUUGCCAAAGCUGCGAAAUCUGCACGGGCUGUGCUUCACAUGCUACAUGAUCUGCCUGAUGAUGUCAUUCGCAUUGCUCCUAGGCGAUUCCUGGAAGGAGGACUGGUCGAAGAGUCUCUGUCAGGUGAAUGGCUAUCUCGGCUACUUUUUCGUCAUGGCCAGCUUCCUGUGGCUAACCGUGAUCAGCUAUGACCUGUGGAAGAGCUUCCGCACCAACAGCUGGCACGUUCCCCGACACACGUUCAACUACCGCUUCCUGCUCUACAGUCUCUACGCAUGGGGUGUUGCGAUCCUGCUUACCAUUAUUGUGAUAAUAGUCGAUAUGUCGUGGGAUGGCGAAGACGAGGAACAGCUUCUCUGGAUACCAGGAGUUGCUGUCUACAAUUGCUGGGUGAAGGCUCAUGAUUGGUCCGCAGCGCUCUAUUUCCAUGGACCGAUGGCACUGCAAAUCAUUUUCAACAUCGUCAUGUUUGUACUCACUUCCAUUCGCAUUCUGAAAGUGCAAAGAGAACUGAAGGACGUUGCGGUACGCGGAGAGCCCCAGCAGCGACUCGAUUCGAAUAAGCGCACGUAUACUCUGUUCGUGCGCCUCUUCGUUAUCAUGGGCGUUACCUGGACUUUCGAAAUAGUCGUAUACCUAGUGCAGAACAACGGGCCAGUGUUCUCGGUAUUGCAGGUCUUCGAUUACAUCAAUAGUGCACAGGGCGUCAUAAUAUUCAUAAUGUUUGUGUUGAAGCGAAGUGUUCUGAAGCUCAUCUCAAACCGAAUUCGGGGCAUUGAAGACGAUGCCAGCGACACUGAAGAGGAAAUUGCUCUCCAAGAUCGGAAUGGAGGUGCCAAUAAGAUCGGUCCGCAAAUCUUGAAUUAGAAGGCGCAGGGCUGAUCAAUUUAAUCGGCACACUUCGAUUAGCAUGGGUCAUUCGUCGAAACUCGGAUCAGCAGUCCCAAG